AAAAAAAGACUGCUGAACGACGACGAGUUAAGUUUGUCAAAUUUCACAUCGGUUUUUCUUUAUUACUUAAAGAAAUUUUUUUCUAGAAUAACUUUAAAAUACAAGAAAAUUUCAUAGAAAAAAUAAAAAACUAAUAAAUAUAACAAUAAUUUCAUUGAAUUAACAAAUAAACAUUAAGAAAAAUACAAGUAUACGUGGUUUAGAGAAAAAAGAAAGCAAAACGAUAAGCGACCGAAAUUUUUUUUAUUAAUAAAACAUGGCGCGUCUAACCUACGUCUACAGAACGGAGGACUUGCAAAGUUAUUUAAACGUCGGCCGGAGACAAUUACCCGUCAAUGCAGGAGAUGAAAAUUUAGUGAUGCUUAUGGAUUUAAAUAGCAAAGGUCUGUGCAUUGAUAGUCCUCAUAUUCGUGGCAAAGAACUGGAAGAAUUUACACGCAAAUUUAAUCUGUUGACAAGUGAGGAAUUACGUACAUCGCUGGAAAUUGAAAGCCAUACAUUUGUAUCAGUACUUAAUCAGUGUGUACAAUGCGUUGGCUGUAGGCGACGUGUUGAACGUUUGUUUUACCAGCUGAUCAUCUCUGGCCAACCAACUCUAGAUCCUUUGGUACUGAAGAAUUCUGGUGUGCUAAGUAUAACAGAAGAGAAAAUGAAAACACCACAAGCCUUGGGAACCCUGCUCUAUCGGCAUCGUGAGAUUUUAAACAAUCUGUUGGAAAGUAAAUUGCGUAAUAAGACACGUUGUGUGUUACAUUCUUUGGAUGCAUUUCGUUCGAAACCAUUUUCGGAGACGUGGCGUGAAGUGUGGUCAUCCAUGAAGCAUAAUUGUCGCGAUGAAUUGGCUGUUAUCGAAACGAAAGAACUGCACGAAGUGCUGGAGAAUUAUUUGAAAAAACACAAGUUUUGCAAUGGUUGCCGUACAAAGAUCGAAAAGGCUUAUAAAAUUUUAGUGGGUGAGACGACAACGAAGGAGAAGGGCUAUGUCGCCGCACUUUAUGCCAAUAUUAAAAAGUGUCAUCCCGACAAGCAUAUUCAUGUUUUCACGAAUAAAAUCGACUUUCUCGACGCUCUUAUUAGGCGCGCCGAACCCGAAGUCAACGGAAGCUAUUCAAAACUGCGUGAACGUCAUGCGAAAACAUUAGAAAUCGCCCAAGAAGAAGUGCUUACAUGUGUCGGAAUGAUUAUGUACGAACGUCUGCGCCGAGUCUACGUUAGUUUACGAGAAGAGGAACGUGCCUGUCAAGUGUUAGCCGCUGUUGGUGUACAUGCCCUUUGUCGCAGUUUUGACAUGUCGGUGGAGAAGAAACAGGGAAUCAGCAACUUAGAACUACUGUAUCAAGAGAUUAGUCGUGCUGAAAAAGCCAAAGAACACAAGCGCGAACAAAAGAAAUUGAAGAAAAAGAAGAAGAAGAAUGAAAAGAAAAUCCAUCGCAUGUGUGAUCAUAACAACGACGCAAAUUCCGAAGGAGUCGACGACGAUGAUCAUGAGCCAGAGCAAGAAGAUGAUGAGGAAUUGCAUGAGAAUGCCGAAUCGACUAAUGGCGAGUCGAAUGACGUGUGUGACGUUGAAGUCGUAGACUUUAAAGGGAAUGUAAAAGAGAAUAAUAGAAAAAAGAAAGCUUUAACUGCUGGCCAGAAAGAUAUUGAGGAAGAUGCAGGCGUUGAAUGUGAUCAUCUCGAAGAAACUCAUGAGGAUGUUGGUGGAGAGGAGGAUGACGACGAUGAUGUUGCUAAUAAACAUCAUUCAUCAUCUCAGCAACAAUCUUCUGUUCAGCAGCAAAAAAAUCAACAGCAGCAGCAACAGAAAAAGAAGAAACAGAAGCAAAAACAGAAACUAAAAACACCACAAAAGAAAAAUGUUACUGCUACCAACAACAACAAAAAGAAGGACAAGUUAAAGUCCAAUUCUUCGGCAGAUGUACAGAACGUUUCUAAAACAACUACAUCUAUUAAUACCACCACCACGAUUACCACUAACAAUACGAUCAUUGCCUCAGCUGUGACCACAGCUAAAUGCAAUGACUGUCAUUCACCUCAGUCAGAUUGUCCAUGUGAAAGUGAUAUUAAAGAUUCGGGCUAUGGCAGCGAACCUCUAUCCCAUGGCAAUUCACGUACAUCUAGUGUUGUCUCCUCACCUGAGGACACUUCAGAGGGUUCGGAAGUUUCUUGUUCGGAUGGCUUUUGUAACCAUGACCAUAGUGGUGGCAGCAGUCUUAUGGCUGAUUUAGAUGAUGAGCAUCACAACCACCACCACCAUCAUCAUUAUGAUGAUAACGAUGAUUUAAAUCAUCAUGAUCAUCAUACUUGUGAUCAGUCGUUUGAAUUGCGCUUUGGCUUGGAUUCAUGUAAUUUCUUCCAUCAACAUCAAAUGAACACGUUGAGUCUACAACAAAUGUUGGACGAUUUCGAUGGUGAUGACGAAGACGAAGAAAACUGUUACAUUCCUCAAGAGGUGGUCUUAGAAUAUCAGUGCCAACGCGAAAAGGUUCAAAAGCAACGUUUGCAACUACGUGAAACUCUGCGUGAAAAUUUCGCUCGCCUUUGUCUCGAAAAACGACGUUUGGCGGCCACAACCAAUAAUAAUAAAAACUAAUAAAACAAUUAAAAUAAAAAAGUGUUUUGGCCAACCAACCGUCGUCCCCUCCAUUUAAACUACUAAUAGGAAUGGAAUGAGACAUGUUUAUGACCAAUAACACUUUUUCUACAGAAAGGAGAAAAUACUUGUGGUGUGUAAGAGCAAAGUAAAGCAGAAAAAGAACAUUAUUAUUACAAUUACUGUACCCUUCCCCUCCCAUCUACAACCACAUCAAUUCAUUCAUACAAAUGGAAAUAUCAAGUGUUUUUUUUUUGGGUAAUGUUAUAAAAAAUUAUAUUUUUUGUUUGCAUAAGAAAAAAUCAUACAUAUUUAUGAA
Calliphora vicina (urban bluebottle blowfly) is the source of this 2912-nucleotide messenger RNA. RefSeq names its product gametogenetin-binding protein 2-like. NCBI's taxonomy places the organism in Eukaryota, Metazoa, Arthropoda, Insecta, Diptera, Calliphoridae. Gene Ontology annotation, cellular component: cytoplasm; nucleus. The transcript has 5 exons. The record is from RefSeq and is a predicted model, not a curated record. The coding region runs from base 257 to 2593 and encodes 778 amino acids.